ACCACUCACGAAAAAAUAAAGUUUUACAUUCCGCUCGUACCAAAAUUUAUAACGUUUACAAAAAACGUUUAUAAACUAUUUCAAUAAAAAAUUUUAACUCCGUAGCGUAUGUAUUUAGUUACAAAAUAUUAUUUGCUCAUCUUCCGAUCAUAUGGCCGUAACUUGUCAUUCACAAUAACUUAGCUGAGCCAUGUCAUUAUACCGCAUUUUUGGUCUUGGAACUGGUAGAAUUACAACCACAUCACUGCGCCAUCAAACUCAGCUACUAAGAAUGCCCGUUCUGGAGGAUAUUAUAGCAAACAACAAACGCAAUGAACAAAUCAUUUCGUCUAUCUCAGCGGAGUUAGCUGUGAUGCGUGGAGAACUACUUGCACGUAAGAAACAACAACUGAUCAAAGAAAACUCAUUGUUAAAGCAACAAGUUGAGAUUGCUAAGCAGCAACUCAUUGCACUUGAACUCAGUCAUGGUAAAAAGCAAAUUACAUUACCAAAUACUCGCAGUUUUUCCACCGAAGUACCAAGCACUCCGGUUGAGCCAAAACUUAAAAGUGCACCAGUAACUACCGCAGAAGUGGACUCGUCCGAUAAAAAGCAAUCAGCAGCUAAGGAGAAGAAACCCAAAAAGGAAAAAACUACUACGAACACAAGUGCACCCGCUGAACUUCCAGUUGAUGUUGGACGCCUUGAUAUGCGCGUAGGAAAGAUAAUUGAAGUGGGUCGUCAUCCAGAUGCAGACAGUUUAUAUUUGGAAAAGAUCGACUGUGGAGAACCACAGCCACGAACCGUAGUAUCUGGUUUGGUUAAAUUUGUGCCCUUGGAAGAGAUGCAAAACCGUCUAGUGGUAGUGCUUUGUAAUUUGAAACCUGCCAAAAUGCGCGGCGUUACUUCCGAAGCGAUGGUAAUGUGUGCAUCAACACCGGACAAAGUGGAAGUUCUUAGUCCCCCCGCAGGUGCAGUGCCUGGUGACUUGGUGCAUUGUGAGGGUUAUACUCGCCAACCAGAUGCUCAACUUAAUCCCAAGAAAAAAAUAUUUGAAACUUGUGCACCUGAUUUAAAAACGAAUGGCGAGUUGGUGGCCUGUUAUAAAGAUGCGGCAUUGCAUGUGCCUGGAAAAGGAAACGUUGUUGCACAAACUUUGAAGAACGUUAACGUAAAGUAAUUGAAAAUAACAAAAAUGUUAAUAUGUUUCAUAUGUUGAAAUAUUUAUUUUCAUAAAUUGUUAAUAAUAUUCAGAUAUGGAAAUACUUACAAGAGUUUAAAGAGCAAACAAUAAAAAAUAACAAUACAAUGUGAAUGUAACCAAAA
Molecule: messenger RNA, 1305 nt
Organism: Zeugodacus cucurbitae (melon fly)
Lineage: Eukaryota; Metazoa; Arthropoda; Insecta; Diptera; Tephritidae
Gene: AIMP1
Product: aminoacyl tRNA synthase complex-interacting multifunctional protein 1
Exons: 2
Coding region: 191-1159 (322 amino acids)
Molecular function (GO): tRNA binding
Source: RefSeq, a predicted model, not a curated record